CGCGCACACACAUCCACGCGCGGAGGAGAAGGAAGCGACAGGGGCUACAGCACGGACCCAAUCACCGUCACCGAGGAGCGGAGAGCGCGCUGGAAUUACGCCCGGUCUAGUCUAGGCAACGUGCUCGUGAAGAAGUCCAUUUAAAGCAAACAUGCAGUGAAUGGACAAAUAGUAAGAGAAAAGUAACGGGAAAUUGUCUAAAAGAGAGAAAAAAAAACGCUUCGUACAAGUUGUCUUUCUAAAUAACCAAUCGACAUGAACACGAACGAUGCCAAGGAGUAUCUGGCGAGACGCGAGAUUCCACAACUGUUUGAGAGCCUUUUGACGGGGCUGAUGUUCUACCGGCCGGAGGACCCCAUUGAGUACCUGGAGUCAUGCCUGAAAAAAGUGCGAGAGCUCGGGGGCACGGAGAAGGUGCGCUGGGACACAUUUGUGGGUCAGGAGAAGAAGUCCCUUCCCCCUCUCAACGGAGGGCAGUCCAGGAGGUCGCUUUUCAGAAACGUGAUGCCGGAAAGCCCAAACUUCCCAUACAGACGCUAUGACAGACUGCCUCCCAUAAACCAGUUCUCCAUUGAGAGCGACUCCGACCUGUCCGAAACUGCAGAACUCAUCGAGGAGUAUGAGGUGUUCGACCCUUCCCGUCCACGGCCCAAAGUCAUCCUCGUCAUCGGUGGUCCGGGCAGUGGUAAAGGCACCCAGAGUCUGAAGAUUGCUGAGCGAUAUGGUUUCCAGUAUGUGUCUGUGGGAGAACUGCUUCGAAAGAAGAUGAUCCACAAUGCCACUAGCAACCGCAAGUGGAGCCUCAUCGCCAAGAUCAUCACCAACGGAGAACUGGCCCCGCAGGAAACCACCAUCACAGAGAUAAAGCAGAAGAUCAUGAAGAUCCCAGAGGCCAGUGGGAUCGUGAUUGACGGAUUUCCUCGAGACGUGGGGCAGGCUCUGUCCUUCGAAGACCAGAUCUGUACUCCAGACCUUGUGGUGUUCUUGGCCUGCACUAAUCACCAUCUGAAGGAGAGGCUGCAGAAGAGGGCGGAGCAACAGGGUCGCCCUGACGACAACCCCAAAGCUAUCGACCGCAGGCUCACCAACUUUAAGCAGAACACCAUCCCCCUGGUCAAGUACUUCCAGGAGCGCGGCCUCAUCGUCACUCUUGAUGCAGACCGGGAUGAGGAGGAGGUCUUCUGUGACAUCAGCCAAACUUUGGACAACAAACUCUUUGCUUCUUCAGAACCUGCAGCUGGUCCCAGUGAGUUGGACUUGAGUCUGCUUGGAGAGUCCAGCAGUUCAAUAGACAUGGGCUGUAAAUACGACCAGAUGGAAGAGGAGGAGGACGAGACAUGCUAUGCUGAAGGCACCACAGACAGUUAUUGCACAGAACAGAAGAAACCAAAGGUGGUCUUCCUCAUGGGAGGUCCAGGGUCAGGGAAGUCCCUUCACAGCGAGAGACUGGAGGAGAGGUUUGGGGUGCGACGUCUGAAUGUGGGAGACCUGCUGUGCAAUGAACUACAGAGCCACAGCACCAGGGGGCGCCGCCUUCGGGAUGUGCUGGAGAGAGGAGAGCCACUGCCACAGGACUGCCUGGUGGAGCUCCUGUGUGAAGCAGUCGCCUCUUCAGUUCGGAUGGGGAGGAGUUUGGUGAUCAGUGGAUUCCCUCGAGACGUGAGGCAGGCUCAGAGCUACGCCGACAAGAUGGGAGAGCCCAGUCUGGUGCUGCUGCUGAGCUGUUCUCCUGAGACCAUGUGCCAAAGGGGGCUCCGCUGUGGGACGUCCUGCGCUGGGAUGGACCCGGACACAGAGAGAGAGAGGGAGCGGAGGAGUGACCAGUUCAUAAAGGAAAGCAGAGCGGUCACACAGCACUACGAAGACAAGAGUUUGCUCCACACGAUGGAUGCAGAGCGGUCUCCAGACGAGGUGUUUGCUCAAAUUUGUCAGGCGUUGGAAAGCGUUUUCUGAACCUGAAUGUUUCUUCUCUGGAUCAAACCAAGACUCUACAGAAGUCCAGGAUUUCAACCACAAAGGAUUCUCACCACACAAGACAACACUGCACCGUCACAUUUGCACUGGAGCGCUAUGGUACGGGUUAGUCUGGGACAGCAUGGUUUUAGUUCAUUGUUAGAAUUGCCAAAAGCGCUAAAGUACAUCUCCAUUUUUGACUGAAGAUUUAACUUUACCAAACUGUACCAAACUGUACCAAACUGUACCAUAGUGCUCCACAGUCUCUUCUCGGCUCCAGUGCUCUGCAUGCUCCUGUUGUCAAACUCAGUCUUUGUGUCGGCACAAAUGAAGCUUCACUUUUCUGCCUCGUGUUAAAGCGACUGUGGACUGAUCAUAGACUGUUUAUAUUCAUAUAUUUUACAACAUAUUGAUACUUUGCAGCUGAUGUCAUCAACAUUCCCUCGGGGUGUGAAGCUAAAUGGAGGCACUGCUCUGUCUGAAGCUCUGAUACUCAAACUAGAUUUUAGUCUGAUCUUUGCUUAGCACAAUCUGACCAUAAAGAACUAUAACAGGUGAGCUGAUUUGUGCUCUCAAAUAUCAUUACAGUCACAAGCUAGCUAGCAUUAGCCAAUCGUUUUUCAGUCACUUUCACUUGAACAUCAAACACAAAUGUGACCUCGCUCAUAUUGAUCACAGGCUCCUGAAAAUGUGUUGGUUAAAUCUCUUUGUAUUUCUUCUAGAGUUCUUAAAAACUUUUUUGGCUGUUUGUUCACAUGUGCAUUGUGUCACCAUGGAAACAUUCCAGCAUAGACAUACAUGUCGAUCCCCCCAUUGUGAUGUCACUGCAAAGUAUCAACAAAUAAAUUCUUCUUUAAACUGUCUAUUUAAUAUAUAAAGUAUAUUCAAUUCUAUAUGUACAGUCAAUUCAAAAUAUAAAUAUAUUGUAUAAAGAGUCUAUGGGACUGAAGGACUGAGCCAGAGGAAAAACCUACAGGAGAUACACAGGAUUAUGACGAUAUGACAAAGGCAUUUAUAGUGUCAUUCAGCAUCAAGUAAUUAACAAAAAUAUGUUCACAAAACUGACUCCUCUGACCUUUUAGCCAUGUUAUAAUGUUCUUACCUCUUCAAAGACAGACCUGGAGUUGUGUUUAGUUUCAUUCACACACGUUUGAGUAAUCCUGGAUUAUUAGUUUAUCUGCAUCCCUAAAGCACAAAAUGCUGUUUCACCUUGUGAUGUCAUUUAGUGGUAGUAUUAAGGUUAAUAGCUGUUCUCUUUUGCCUCAGUUGAGCUGAUUUACUCUUCAGUACUCAAGUUGUUGCUUUUAUUUUUUUUAUAUUUUUGUUGUUUUCCUUUUGUUCAGUUGAGAUUGUUAAUAGAAAGUAAUAUCUGCUGGCGCAGUGACGAGUGAAGCAGUUUCAAUAAGUCUAAAACAAGAGCUGUAACUGCAAAAGUAGACGAUUCCAGGGCUGAAAUGAUCAAAAUGAAUGUAGUGAAGACGUAUGGAGUUUAAAAACACAGUGGAGCACUUCCUGUAUUACCACUUAAUGACACCACAAACUGAAAACACUGUGUGUUUUCAGUUUGAGAAAAGAACUCAGCCUAAAUAUGCAAGAUUGAUGUGUUUAACAUUUAUGAAUGAAACAAAACACAACUCCAGGUAUGUUUGUGAGGUGGAAACAACAUUACAACUCACAAAAACAGCACAAUAUAGGCUCUUUAAAUGAAAUUGUAUUGCGAUAUAUUGUUAAAACCUGAAGCUAAACACCAUUGGAAACUCCUUUGCCUACUUUAUAGUAAUCCUGUGUAUUAUUCCCAGUCGUUGCAGAAAUUUAAGUCUCUUGUUUCUCAGAGGAGGUACAGACAGAAGUGACAAUGACAGGUUUAAAUGGUGUUUACGCUCUCCUGUGCAGCACCUGGCUCUCUCUAAUGCGCAUGCCACUACUACAAGCUCCGAACUGCACAGAUACAUGGACAUUUACUCACAAUAUAAUCACAUUUGUUUUGUUACUGUUGUACAGUCGCUUGUUUCAGUCGGGUAUUUAAAAUGUCAAUAAAAAUCAACAUUUGCAAAACACU
This is a messenger RNA of Periophthalmus magnuspinnatus, 4012 nucleotides long. RefSeq names its product adenylate kinase 5 (gene ak5). Lineage: Eukaryota; Metazoa; Chordata; Actinopteri; Gobiiformes; Gobiidae. Gene Ontology annotation, cellular component: cytosol; cytoplasm. Gene Ontology annotation, biological process: nucleoside triphosphate biosynthetic process. Bases 256 to 1953 code for a protein of 565 amino acids. Gene Ontology annotation, molecular function: ATP binding; nucleoside diphosphate kinase activity. The record is from RefSeq and is a predicted model, not a curated record. The transcript is spliced from 14 exons.